AUGGCCCACCAAGAUCCGAAUCCAACCCUCCUGGAACUCGCACAGCAGGUGCAGGCCGACUGCAGGAUCAUAAUCGACCACCUGGCGCGCAAUGCUCUUCCUUCCCCGUCCCUCGCGGCCGAUGCGUACCCGUUCUUCCCUGGCACGGGACCUCCCGGUGUUGACACCUUCCCACGCUUGAACGAGGAUAUCAGAAAGGCGAGGACGCGGCUCCAAGUCGCGGCCACGACCCUCGCGCAGCUGGCUGCUGGGCCUGCAGACGCGGCGCUGACGGGCACCAUUGGCCACUUCAUGUCUGCCUGCCUUCAAUACAUCCAUCACUUUCGCUUGGCGGAGCACGUCCCUGUGGAUGGGGACAUCAGCUACAAGGACCUUGCUGCCAAGGCUGGCGUGGUUUCAAAUCAGUGUGCUCGGGUGUUGAAGUUCGCGGCCACCAAGGGUUGGUUCCGCCAGACGCGGCCCGGCCAUGUCACCCACACGGCCAUUUCUAAGAUGUUGCUGAUGCCCGACUUCCGGGACACAAUCGGGUACGUCACGGGAGAGUCAUUCGCGGGCGGGCCAAAGAUGGUCGAAGCUGUAGAGAAGUACCCAGGCAGCGCGGAGAAGAACGAAACGUGCUGGAACUUGGGCCACAACACCGACCUGCCCAUGUUCGAAUACUUCGAGCAUCAGCCCGCCAGGAUGCAGCGGUUCAUGGGGUGCAUGCGGUAUAUGGCGUCAGGAGAGAGCUUCAGUACCAAGAACGUCGUCGACGCGUUCGACUGGCAGGGCCUGGGCAAGGGGCUGGUCGUCGACGUGGGCGGCGGUUUCGGUCACUGCUGUUCAGAAAUCGCAACGGUGGCUCCGCACCUCGACUUUAUCGUGCAGGACCUGGAGAAGGUGGUUGCGCAGGCGCAAAGGGAGCGCGCCAAUGACAAGGACAUUGAUCGCAUCAAGUUCCAGGCGCACAACUUCUUCACCGCGCAGCCUGUGAAGAACGCCAGUGUCUACCUCCUCCGGUUCAUCUGCCAUGACUAUUCGGACAAGUAUGCGGCGCAGAUACUGGGACACCUCGUGGCCGCGAUGGGGCCGAAUAGCAGGAUCAUCAUUGUAGACGAAGUUAUGCCCGAGGUGGGUGUCCUGAGCAGCGUUGAGGAACAGCGCGCAAGCAGAAUGCUGGACAUGGAGAUGAUGCUUAGCUUCAACAGCCUGGAGAGGGAGGAAGAGGGCUGGCAGUCGUUAAUCGAACAGGCCGAUGAGAGAUUGGAACUGCGCAGUAUCCGGAGAAUACCAGGGAACGUCCUCGCCGUCAUGGAGGUGGGUUUGAAGCAACCCAAUUAG
This is a messenger RNA of Cladophialophora yegresii CBS 114405, 1320 nucleotides long. RefSeq lists its product as uncharacterized. The transcript has 3 exons. Gene Ontology annotation, molecular function: O-methyltransferase activity. Bases 1 to 1320 code for a protein of 439 amino acids. The record is from RefSeq and is a predicted model, not a curated record. NCBI's taxonomy places the organism in Eukaryota, Fungi, Ascomycota, Eurotiomycetes, Chaetothyriales, Herpotrichiellaceae.